This is a messenger RNA of Sorex fumeus (smoky shrew), 1190 nucleotides long. Its product is annotated as rano class II histocompatibility antigen, A beta chain-like. The transcript has 7 exons. Gene Ontology annotation, molecular function: MHC class II protein complex binding. Lineage: Eukaryota; Metazoa; Chordata; Mammalia; Eulipotyphla; Soricidae. The record is from RefSeq and is a predicted model, not a curated record. Gene Ontology annotation, cellular component: MHC class II protein complex; membrane. Gene Ontology annotation, biological process: antigen processing and presentation of exogenous peptide antigen via MHC class II; positive regulation of T cell activation; peptide antigen assembly with MHC class II protein complex. Bases 56 to 853 code for a protein of 265 amino acids.
GAGCUGUGUUGACUAAAAUAAGUUUUUCUUCUGUUCUCAGAUUGUGUGUUGGAAGAUGGCUUGGUGCAUCCCCAGAGGCCUGGGGAUAGUAGCUGUGAUGGUGAUUCUAGUGGUGUGGAGCACUCCGGUGACUGAGGGUGGAGACACUCCAAGGACUGCAGUGUACCAGGGGAAGGGCCUGUGCUACUACACCAACGGGACGCAGCGGGUGCGGUACGUGGUCAGAUACAUCUACAACCGCGAGGAGUACGUGCGCUUCGACAGCGACCUGGGGCUUCACGUGGCGGUGACCGAGUACGGGCGGCCGGACGCCGAGCUCUGGAACUCACAGAAGGACUUCCUGGAGCAGAAGCGGGCCGAGGUGGACAGGGUGUGCAAACACAACUAUGAGAUGGACGCCCCCUUGGCCUUGAGCCAGCGAGCGAAACCUAAAGUGACCGUCUACCCAAGCAAGACAGACGCUUUAAACCACCACAACCUGCUGAUGUGUUUGGUGACAGAUUUCUACCCAGGCCAAGUGAACGUUCGGUGGUUCCGGAAUGAACAGGAGGAGACAGCUGGCGUUGUAUCCACCCCACUUAUUAGGAAUGGGGACUGGAGCUUCCAGAUCAUAGUGAUGCUGGAAAUGACUCCCCAGCGUGGAGAUGUCUACACCUGCCAAGUGGAGCACCCCGUGCUCGAGACCCCCAUCACCGUGGAGUGGCGAGCCCAGUCUGAUUCUGCCCGGAACAAGAUGCUGAGUGGCAUUGGAGGAUUUGUGUUGGGGUUGAUAUUCCUUGGAUUGGGCCUCUUCAUCCAUUACAAGAACAAGAAAGGACCUCAUGGGCCUUUGCCAACAGGGCUCCUGCACUGACUUCUGAUGAUCUCCUGAAGAUCUUUGAUGGAUACUUCUUUCUCCUCUUCUGUAAUACCUGCCUGCAACUGCCCAUAAUUCCCAGUUGCCUGCAAGUUUCUGUCUCUGAGAUUGGAAUCCUCUGACUCUGAGACAGUCAUUAGAUCACUUUCUGUAAUCACUAGUUGGAGAACCUGGCUGUGAAGUUUCAUCCUGCACUGACCCCAGAGCCUAUUUGUGCUGCAGCUAUGAAGACAAGGGCUUUUUUUUUCCCAUUGUGUGUCCAUUUGCUGUUCAAGUGAAGCACAUGAAACCAUAUAUCUGGCUAUAGAGAUUUAAUAGAAUUAAACACAAUUAU